Molecule: messenger RNA, 2451 nt
Organism: Oikopleura dioica
Lineage: Eukaryota; Metazoa; Chordata; Appendicularia; Copelata; Oikopleuridae
Source: the annotation of a GenBank genome assembly
AUGAACUCGUCUGGAAGCGGAGAAGCGUCAGAUGACGGCACGUUUUCUGCGAUGGAUCUUUUUGGUCUUUCAAAUCCAAAGAGUUUCUGGCUUGUUGCUGACCUUGUCAUUCCAGAUGGCCUCGAGAAAAAUGACUGGUGGCUCGUCAAAGAAUACUUUGAUUAUUUUAUCAAUCUAACAGUGCUCUUCAAUCGUCUUGAGAUUCUCUCAGAAGCACAAGCGGAAGAUUCUGGAAUUUGCUGUACACCAAAUGAGCAAGAAAGUGUUUCAACCUGUAUCAUCGAAGGAAAUUUCCCUGUGCAAGCAAGUUGUGCGCAGCCAAAUUUACCUCCUCCUGAAGUCAAGCCCUGCGAACAAGGUCCACCUGGCGCUAUUGGCGAAAAAGGCGCUUCAGGAAGUCAAGGUCCUGCUGGCUUCGCCGGACCGAAAGGUGUUACUGGUCCUAUUGGCCACCCUGGACCAAAAGGUGAAGCUGGUCUCCCUGGAUUAGACGGUCUACCAGGCAUGGCCGGAACUGUGGGACCUACUGGGCUUGCUGGAGAAAAAGGCGAAAAAGGAAAUCAAGGAGAAAAAGGAAUGGCCGGCGCUGCAGGACCGAUUGGCGUUGUUGGCCCAGCAGGAGCUCCCGGCAAUGUUGGUGAACCUGGAAAUCCUGGAAUGAAUGGACCUCCUGGCAUCACUGGCGAGAAAGGAGACCCAGGGAAAAAUGGCACUAAUGGAUCACCUGGUAUUCCGGGUGCUAUCGGCCCGAAAGGUGAUCCUGGUCUGAUUGGUGAAAAGGGAGAUGCUGGAGAAAAGGGAUCUCCGGGAGAACCAGGAAUCGCUACAAAAGGAGAUAAGGGAGAACCUGGUCCUGAAGGGCCUCGUGGAAUUAUCGGUGAUAACGGACCAAUGGGUUUUAAAGGCGAGAUGGGUCCUGCCGGACCAGCUGGAGAAGGAAAUGUUGGACCACCAGGAGCUAAGGGAGAUCAAGGCCCUCCUGGGCCAGCUGGCGAACCAGGAAAACCUGGAAGCCCUGGACCGAAUGGAAAUCCUGGCGGACGAGGUGAACCGGGAACGAGGGGCCCGAUGGGAAUUCGUGGUGUAGGUGGUAAGCCUGGACUGCCUGGAAUCGUUGGGCUCACUGGCCCGCAGGGCGAUAAUGGUCCGAGGGGCCUUGCUGGACUACCAGGCGAACGAGGUUUACCUGGCCCAAGUGGACCGAUUGGUCCACCAGGACCUCAGGGUCCCCCUGGCCCUCCUGGAGAACAAGGUGGACGAGGACCAGAAGGACCGCGAGGCCCUACUGGAUCACGCGGCCCAGAAAGAUCGGAUAGCGAAGUGAAGAAGCUUAUUCUCGAAGUGUUUGCUGAGCUUAUUCCAACUGUCAUUGAACCUGUUCGUGAGGAAUGUAAAAAAUGCGACUGCAGAAGAUCUAAUCAGAUUGGUCUUGCUCGUAUGCGAAAACCUGGUCCUCCUGGGCCUCCUGGAAAAGAUGGAGAACCUGGAGAACCUGGCCCACCGGGACCAAGAGGACAUCAGGGUACUUCAGGAUUAUUUGGUCAGCCUGGAAGCCCUGGUUUGCCUGGAGAGAAAGGUGACCAAGGGCCUUCUGGCGAAGAUAUUAUUGGCGCCCCUGGCGCUCCCGGAAGACAAGGUCCCAUUGGUCCUCCAGCGAAUUGCUCCCCUGGAGAGCCAGGAGAACCUGGACCUCCCGGUCGCCCUGGUCAAAUCGGUCGCGACGGCCCUGCUGGCAUUGCAGGUCCACAGGGUGUUUGUAAGGCCGACGAAUGCAAGGCACCUGACGAGUGGGCUGCUAACGUGAACAACUACGCGAAGCUCUUCCAAACAACUCCCGCGCCAUGGAAUAAAGGACCGCCUCCAAGUCGAAACGACAACGCUCCAGCCUUCAAGGGUCCGACUGGAGAGCGACACACGGUCAACAUCAACAACAUUCCUCGGCCCGCAGUGCCUCCAUCUGGCGAUCUCGUCUGGAUCCCAACAACCACUUCCACAACAACAACAUCAACGACGACAACAACGACUACUACUACCCGACGAACAACGAGAAAAACAACGCCGCGUCCUCGACGGCCUUGCUACAGCUGUGAAGCGAGAAAAAAGGCAAAAGCUAGACUCACAACCCAAGCUCCAACGACAAUGAAGCCGAAGCCAGCUACAGUGAAACCAGCAAUAAUCGCGCCUAAAGUCUCGAAAUGCAAAAUGAAUGAACGCGACGAAAACUCGCCUUGUAAACCAUCGCCGUGCAAGUCAACUUGGACAGUUUGUCAAGCGCGUGUUGCAUGCAAAAAUGCUGCUGCGAAGAAGAAGCAAAAAUGCGUUGUUAGAAGAAUUCAAAUUAUCAGAAAUAAACGACAUCAAGAACUAAUCCGAGCGAAACGACAGAAACUAAAAUCCGACCAAAAAGCAAAGCGCUCUACAAAAAGAAAAUCAAGAAGAAUUGAAAGCUAG